CGCUAAACGUCGGCUCGGAAGCUGAAUCAAGUAGACAAAAAAGCAAUUGGAUCAAGAGUGAGCAUGUCACGAUGUCGAUGCGGCGCCGCAAGGUAUUUUAAAGCAUUUUAAAGCUCUCAGGAGCUCCAGCUUCGUACCCCCACCGAAUGUCUUCAGCGGCUGAGGUCGAUGACGCACGUCCAAUGCAGGGAGAGCGUUGGCGGGCUCAGAAAGGCGAGCGAUCAGCCCUGCAUGUCCACAGGCUGGCUUGUCCUCUAUCAUCGUCUCCUCUUUUUCUUCACGCCGUCGUCUUCCGUCCCACUCCCACGAAAAAUUGUGGAGAGCGGUGAGCUACUGAUUGUCACACGCGAGGACAGUUGCUGCUCGAAGCUUGGUCACCACCACCACCACACCUAUUCACGACCCCCACAAAGUUCGGCCUUUCCCCGACCCACUCCACGCGUGUUGAAGCUUCCCGUGCCACAAUUACUGGUUGCAGCGCUUCCAAGCAUCAGCUAGUGUAUGAUCUACUCUCAUCUUGUGUCUCCAUGUGCAACCAGGCGACCUCCUACAUGCUUCAAGUACUUCCUGCCGCCGUUGCU
Molecule: messenger RNA, 581 nt
Organism: Cucurbitaria berberidis CBS 394.84
Lineage: Eukaryota; Fungi; Ascomycota; Dothideomycetes; Pleosporales; Cucurbitariaceae
Exons: 1
Coding region: 169-498 (109 amino acids)
Source: RefSeq, a predicted model, not a curated record